Messenger RNA from Paramecium pentaurelia, 700 nucleotides. NCBI's taxonomy places the organism in Eukaryota, Ciliophora, Oligohymenophorea, Peniculida, Parameciidae. The record is from the annotation of a GenBank genome assembly.
AUGUGUAAAAAUGAAAUUAAAAUUAGAAUAUUUAAAAAUUUCAAUCAAUAUAAUUAAUGUACUUAAAUACUCAAUAAUAUUAUAAAUAUUGUAUAAGUAACAAUUGUUACUGAUUUUGAAGAGACAGAAAUAAAUAGUAAAACAACUAAUAUUACAGAAAUCAGCACUAUUCAAUAGGAUGAAAACAAUGAAAUUGAUUAAAGUGAAUUACAAGAAAUAUAAUAUUAUGUUUAUGAAGAUUUGUAAAAUUUUGUCAAUCUUUUAUAUUCUUUAAUAGCUGUAAAAGAGUAUUUUAAAGAAAACCCUAGUCAUCCUAUGAUUUUUAUAUGCAGGAAUAAGAUAAUCUUAUAAUUAAAUAUUUCAAAUUCAAUUCAUACUGAUUUGAUAAAUUAUGCUCUAUUAAAUAAUAAUUAAAUUAAAUAUUAAUUUGAUUUGAUUAUAAUAUAAAAAUACAUUGAAGUAAGUUUUAUAAAAAGAAAAAAAAAUGCUAAAAAAAUAAUAAAUUAAUUCAAAUUACUUUUAGGAGAUGAAUAUUAAUUACAUGUUGAUAAUUAUAUUUCUAAUAGUUUAAAUGAUGAAUUAUCUAUGAAAUUAUUGAGUAUAGAAAAACUAGAUAUUUAAACUUCUCCAGAUCAAAACUAAAAUAUUUAUUCGUUUCCUUUAGGUAUUGAUAAUCAAAAAAUUUUUAGUCAUUGGAUGA